Caenorhabditis sp. 36 PRJEB53466 is the source of this 768-nucleotide messenger RNA. NCBI's taxonomy places the organism in Eukaryota, Metazoa, Nematoda, Chromadorea, Rhabditida, Rhabditidae. The record is from the annotation of a GenBank genome assembly.
AUGGAGUCUCUGUCGCCAGCUCCAUCCGCUGCUCCGACCGUCGCCAUCGUCGCCCAGGACACCACCGUCACUCCCGUCAACUGCCCGUUCCAACUCUUCAACCAGGAAGUCGUCUGGAAUGGAAAAUGGAUUCAGACGAGACAAGUAGGAUUCCGCACUCAGAACGGACAAGAAGGAGUACGCGUUUUCACUUUCAUUCGAAAAAUUUUGAAUUAUUUCAGGUCUGGCAAUCGGUGCAUCGGAACACAAAGCCAGUUGGAGCACCCGCCGACGGAGUCUCUAUCAUUGCGCGAGUAAAAAAAGACGGAAAAGUGUUUAUAGUGCUCGUGAAGCAGUUCCGUAUUCCGACCGGAAAACUGUGUCUCGAGCUGCCGGCCGGACUCAUCGAUCAUGGAGAGACUGCUCAGCAGGCGGCGAUCCGAGAACUCAAGGAAGAGACCGGGUACACGAGUGGAAAGGUCGUCAAUGAGUAAGUGCUCUGAACUUUGAUAACUUAGUCUGAUGCGCCAUCAUUCCAGGUCAAAACUCUGCUUUCUGGACCCCGGACUAACCGACGACUCGCAGUGUCUUGUGGUCGUUGACGUCGACGGAGACGCUCCGGAGAACCGCAAUCCGGUGCAAAUGCUCGAUAGCACGGAAUCGAUCGAAGUCCUCCUUGUGGAACAGUCCCGGCUGAUGUCCUACAUCGACGCUCUCGACUCGUCCGUCGUCGUCGAAUCGUCUCUUCUCGCGUACGCAAUGGGCGUCCACUUUGCCACUCUCACAUAA